UCGCCAUCGUGUCGAGGGUCGUCAUMGUCGCCGCCGCCGCCGCCAGUGAAGUCGAAACCAGUGUCUCACGAGCACACAAACAACACUGGUUCGGCCGCUGCACCGCRUUCGUCUGCACGACCGUCGUGUAUUAUAAAAAUAAAAAUAAUAUCUCUUUAAAAUUAUCAACGAUUAAUAAAGUGUUUUCGAGCCUCAUCGUUCGUUGCCAGCUUGUUUUCUUGCUCUCGUCGAUAGAAAUCACAAAGUCGCAUUAUUCACAUCACGUGCKACACAAACAAUACAAUAUUUAUAAUUAUUAAUAUUUGAAUAAAACCUACCGUUGGUGUAACUUAUUCAGUGACGAAAUAUCAUCGCACUAUCUCAGGUACAACGGACAAUAUUAAAUAGUGUGUAUACCUAACGGUGAUCCGAUGAUGGUGCCCCUCGUCGUCUUGGACGUCAUGCUCUGCAGUCGCCUGCAACAGCAUCAACAGCGAUGAACACGGGUGUCCGCCGGUGUCCACCGAAUGGAUAACGUCGUCUUGAGUGCGGAUGCGGAAUUCGGUUUUAGGUACAACGAAGCGAUGAUGACUUGACGCCAGAAAACGUCUACGGAAGACGUCGAUCUGUUGCAGUCCGCACAAUUGGACCCGGCCGCCGUUCCCACAGGGGAGGAGACGGUAUGGCCGGGGGUUGAGUGGGCGUCAGUGAGGGGUUCGAUGGAUUGGUGCGCAGGUGGCGAAGAUCUGCUGGGCGACCCAACGCUGCUGGUGGCUGCGGGAAUGCUACACGGGCCGACGCAAUUCUGCACAGACACUUGCUGUACGCCCGGACUGGAGCAGCCCAACGAACAAGCAGUUCAGUUCCAGCAGCCAGCGAUCGUUACAGUAGGCAGUUCGUACAGCAAACCGUGUGGAGACAUGGCCGACGUAUUAAUGUCUCUCAAACACACCGUGCCAACUCCACAAUCCUCAGUAGACGAACAACAUCAACAGCACGACCAGGUGUAUGGACUGUCCACCAAUCACAAUGACGAUUCGCAACCGCUGGUCGAUUAUGGAGGUUCGUCGUACGGUGAUCAGACGUGCUGGACCACGCUCGGAGGUGGCCACCAGCAGCAACAGGUCCAACAACAUCAAUUCCCCAGCAUGAGUGUGAACGUCAGCAUGAACAUGACCAUGCACGGGUACGCUCCGAUACACGGGGACGCUCAGUUCGGAUGUCAACCGGUCGGUUGGACUCUGCCAGCGUCUCCGUCACCGGUGCAUCAUCAUCACCACCACCAUCACGGCCCGGUGCAUCACCAUCAAGGCCUGUUGAGUCCGCUGGUGUCCAUGGGCACCGGUGGUUACCCGUCGGCAGCCACCUAUUCGUUCACGGCCGACUUCCGGCCACAGGACCCGAUAGCGUCGCAACUACCACCGCCGCCGUUUGCGUGCAACAUACAACCGGCUGUGCCAGCGCAGACAUUGUGCUCGUCUGCGGCAAUGAUCGACGACGAUUGCAAGGACCUCAAACCUUGCGCAGAGAUCUUAAUGUCGGUGAGCGGCUGCGGWAUGGGCAGCGCCGAGUGUUCGCCAGUCGGGUCGGCGACCAUCGGCGACGACGACGGCUGCCGGCCAAACAUGUGCCGGAUAUGCGGAAAGACGUACGCCCGUCCCAGCACGCUCAAGACCCACCUGCGCACGCACUCGGGUGAAAAACCGUACCGGUGCGACGACUGCAACAAGUCGUUCAGCCAGGCGGCCAACCUGACGGCACACGUACGCACCCACUCUGGCGAAAAGCCGUUCCGGUGUCAGAUAUGCGACCGGCGGUUCUCGCAGUCGUCGUCCGUCACGACCCACAUGCGCACCCACUCGGGCGAGCGGCCGUACCGGUGCCGGCUGUGCAAGAAAGCGUUCAGCGACUCGUCCACGCUCACCAAACACCUGCGGAUACACUCGGGCGAGAAGCCGUACCAGUGCAAACUAUGCCUACUCCGGUUCUCCCAGUCUGGGAACUUGAACAGACACAUGCGCGUCCACAGCGGUAUGAACGGCGCUGACAUCUUGUUGCCUGUAUGACGGUGGCGGACAGUCAGCACCACCGCCGCCACCACCAACAACUCAACCAGCCACCUAAGUCAUCACCUCCAUCACCAUCGCUACGUCGACUGUUGUUGGUAAGGAAACCACCCCAUCCCYUCCCUCCUUCACAGAAACAAAUUAUAAAUUUGGUCGCAUGACUGCUAAAUYACCCAGCCAGCGACUUCGAACGGUACACGCAGAUCAGUACGGGCCACCGACUACUCUACAUCACACGUGUGGUCGGUUCUUCAACCCGCGUCUUUCGCCUAAGCCGACCUGCACGGACAUCCGUACGGUUUAUGUUUUCGGUAUACAUAAUAUAUUAUCAUCACGCACACGUCAUGUCAUCGUCAUCAUAAUUUACUUGCACGGAGUCAACAUUUUUAAACGCCUCUAUUUUAUGCAUCGAUAAAAUGUUUUCGGUCCGAACAACCUGUAAGUAUUUUUAUUUGAUUUUCGAUAACUUCAGUCGUACCACGACGGCGGCGAUGGGUAGAUAAACCGUACACAGUUUUCGUCCCCCUCCCUCCCACCGAGAGAUGAAACUCAAGUUAUUUGAUACWCACAAUUCGUACUCUGAUUAGUUCGGUUUAUUUUUAAGAGGUUUUUGUUUUUCUCCGAUGACCGAUGCGGUCGACACGCCCCGCGCAAUAACAGUGUCGGACAGUCUUCAAAUUUUUAUUUUUCGUAGCUUCCGUUCUUCGUAAGCGACUCCUCUUCAAAUUUAUUUUUAGCACAAUAUUAAUAUAAAUAAUAUAUAGACGACAUGAACCACUCCGCACCCACAUCGAAAACGACACGACAAUGAAGAUAGUCGUGCUUACACUUAACAGAGCAAAAUAUAUGCAUAAUAUGUAGAAAUAUAGAAUAUAUAUAUAGUGAAUGGAAACGUCUCACUUCUUAAUUUAUAGAAUUUACAUAAUAUAUAAUYUAAGCACGUCCACGACAAGCACUUGUACCAUUCCUGAUUUUGAGAAAUUAAUUUCUGGCUAUAAUCUGAACCACUUGGUCUGUUUGAUGUACCUACUUAUUUAAAUUUAUUCGAUUUUAAGUUCAGUAUAAUUUAACCGCAUAUACCCAAACACGAAAUCCAGAAUCGGAUCAAAAUGUUGAUAUCAGCCUUCUGUUAAUAUAUUUAUAUAAAUUAUUUAGUUGUGCCAAACUAAAUUAAUUGUUUAGUUAUCUGGAAUACUUACAAUAUGUUAUUUUACUAUCGAAGAUGAUACAUUAAAACUACAACAUAAUUUAUUUAAUGAGUAUAACGUAUGUUCAGCAAUCAUCCUAUGUGGAACAAUACGAAAUAAUAAAUUAUUAACGAUUUUUGAAACUGAAAUCCCACAACAAAUAAUAUUAAUCUCAAUAAACAUUUUUUUAAAUUUAAUAAUAUGUGAUAAAUUUUAAGACUUCGUAAGAUAAUUAUCACUUGAUGUUAAAAUWKUKUUUUUUUUCUUAAUAAAUAGGUACUUCAUUAUAUAAUAUAGAAUGUACAUUGUUGUUCUCAAUCCUCGUUCAUAUUUUAGUGUUUUGUUUAGAUUAGUUAAGUUUUUUUUUCGUCGUAUAUGCCUAUAUAAUA
Diuraphis noxia (Russian wheat aphid) is the source of this 3621-nucleotide messenger RNA. RefSeq lists its product as uncharacterized. Lineage: Eukaryota; Metazoa; Arthropoda; Insecta; Hemiptera; Aphididae. The record is from RefSeq and is a predicted model, not a curated record. Gene Ontology annotation, biological process: regulation of transcription by RNA polymerase II. Gene Ontology annotation, molecular function: DNA-binding transcription factor activity, RNA polymerase II-specific; RNA polymerase II cis-regulatory region sequence-specific DNA binding.